Molecule: messenger RNA, 2848 nt
Organism: Chlamydomonas reinhardtii
Lineage: Eukaryota; Viridiplantae; Chlorophyta; Chlorophyceae; Chlamydomonadales; Chlamydomonadaceae
Exons: 10
Coding region: 195-2363 (722 amino acids)
Cellular component (GO): cytoplasm
Molecular function (GO): ornithine decarboxylase activity
Source: RefSeq, a predicted model, not a curated record
CUUGCAGCCACCUCGGCUUCGGUACUCUCGCUUUACUUCCCAGCUCGAGCUAUCGCUCUCGCCUAGCGUUCACGCUGGCGCCCCGCAAUCUCGCAACCGCUCUUUUAGCGCGCAGCUCUACUAUCCUGUGCAGCCUAGGCUCUCAGGCUAUCAUCCCAAGGUCUACUCCAGUCGUUCGGUCCAACCGCGUCAUCAUGACAACUUCCGAGGUUCUGAGUCCCCCGCCCCCGAGCCAGGUGGCUAGCCUGGCUCAGCCGCAGUUCAACGUGGAGGCGCUUCAGGCCUUCUCGAUGCCCCUGGUGGCCGACGUUGUCAACACUGAAAAUGGCGACGUCGCUUCGUUCGCCCGCAGCUCCUGGCACAAGGAGUCGGGCAAGGCGGGGGCGUUCGGCCUGCCGACCAUGCUGGAUAUGAAGGCUGAGGCUCUGGAGCAGGUGCAGCUGGACACCUGGUCGGCGCAGCCUGUGGACCGUGGUCCGGCAGCAGCGGCUCCUGACCCCAAGCUGCUGCGCUCCUGGCAGUACCAGGCUACUGGCAAGCUUGCAACCGCUCAGGUCCUGGUGGACGUCAAGGCUGAGCACAUCAAGGCUGGUGGCCCCAUGGGCAUGAAGCAGGAGGCCAUUAAGCACAUCCUGCGCCACAAGCCGGACGACACCUUCUAUGUGGUUGACCUGGCUAACGUGCAGCGCAUGUUCAAGCGGAGCGCGCGAGAGCGAGCGGCACGGCUAGCCCUGCCUGACUUUUCAUUCGCAACCAUUAGGCAUGUGCCCCCACACAUCCCCACCACACCACCACCACCACGCGCCCGGCAUCGCGUCAUCUACAUCCACGCCUGCAUCAAGCUGCUCUGCUCGGCCUGGAGUCAUCCGGGCCUUGCCAUCAGCGCCAAGUGCACGUCAACGCACACGCCUCACCAAGCGCAAGCCUUCUCCUUCAUGGGCAAGGUCUUAAGCGGUGGUGGUGGUGGUGGCGGCUGGCACCUGGAGACGGAGCGUGGAGCGUGGAGCGGAGCCCGAAGACCCAGCAUCGUUGCAAACAGCACAACCCCUGUUGCUCCUGGUAACCCUCUCGCAUACUCACGCGCCAUACUAAUUGGGCCCGUUCAUUGUGCCUCUGUCUUGUCGUUGUCUCGCGUGUGCACACGCAUGAAGCCACGUGGCGACCUCCUGGUCUACAAAAUCCAUCAGACCAGAGAGCGCGCGCCAUCACGGCCAGGAGGGCCCGUGGCUACCUUCGGCGCCUGGCGCGCCGCUAUGCCCCGCGUGGUCCCCUUCUACGCGGUCAAGUGCAACCCGGAGCCGGGUAUCCUGAAGCUGCUGAACGCGCUGGGUGCUGGCUUCGACUGCGCUAGCAAGGGCGAGCUGGACAUGAUGCUGCGCAUGGGCGUCUCGCCCAACCGCAUUAUCUUUGCUCACCCCUGCAAGCGCGCCUCGGACAUCCGCUACGCGCGCGAGCACAACGUGCAGUACACCACGUUCGACACCGUGUCGGAGCUGCACAAGAUCGCGCAGAUGAACCCCGACUUCAAGUGCGUGCUGCGCAUCCGCGCCGACGACCCGGACGCCCGCGUGCCUCUGGGCCUGAAGUACGGCGCUGAGGUGUCGGAGGCCGACGUGCUGCUGCGCACGGCGAAGGAGCUGGGCCUGCAGGUGGUGGGCGUCAGCUUCCACGUUGGCAGCGCUUGCCAGAACCUGUCCACCUUCUCGGGCGCCAUUGAGAACGCGCGCAAGGUGUUCGACGAGGCCGGCGCCCUGGGCUUCAACAUGGAGCUGCUGGAUAUCGGCGGUGGCUUCACCGGCCACUUCGACGAGAUGGGCAACGUGAUGUUCGGCGAGAUCGCGAACACCAUCAACGCCGCUCUGGCCACCAACUUCCCGCCGGAGAUGGGCGUGCGCGUCAUCGCCGAGCCCGGCCGCUACUUCGCUGAGACCAGCAGCACGCUGCUGACCCCCGUCUACGGCCAGCGCGACCGCGUGGCUGCCGACGGCUCCGUGAAGAAGGACUACUGGCUCACCGACGGCCUGUACGGCUCCUUCAACUGCAUUCUGUACGACGGCCAGAACCCUGGCUACAAGGUCGUGCGCUCGCCGCUGAUGGCCGACUCGACCGACAGCCGCACCUUCCUGUCGACCCUGUGGGGUCCCACCUGCGACAGCGCUGACUGCGUCUACAAGGACGUGACCCUGCCCGUGCUGCGCAACGGUGACUGGCUGAUGUGGAACAACGCCGGCGCCUACACCGUGGCCGGUGCCUGCGACUUCAACGGCAUCGAGUUCACCACUCCGGGCAAGCUGUACGUGUGGUCCGACAGCGCGGUGGACGCGGCCGAGGAGGGCGCUGACGAGCAGGUCAUGAACGCGUGAACGCAACGUGACAGCACUUCGCGAUUGCUCUCGUGAUAUUUGCGCGCGGGAUGACCCGCUCUGUCUGCAUUUCUGUUUAUUGGAUGGUUUGUUGUCCGCCCUUGAAUGAGGGCCACGAUGGGCACGGGGGCGUGGUGUCAGAUGUGGUCCGGCCACAGCUUGGGCGUGUGAAAGUCUCAGGUUGGGUUUUGUUCAUAGUCGCCGGGCACGCCUGACCGGCCCCGCUGCUAAAAUUGCCACAGGACUAGCAAACUGCAUUAUGAAGUUUUUGGGACGGAAUUUGUCACUAUACUUGUAUUUCUGGCCCCGCGAGAUGCACGGGUGUCAGUCGAGGAGGGGCAGACCGCCUCCGCCGGAGAAAGAUGUACAGGGUACGCAGGGUGUAUGCAGGUUAGACAUGCAGAUGGACCGGUCGAUUUUGGAUGAGGAGGAUUGCAGCACGGACUGGAUGCGAUUGGACCUGGAACGUGUAACGAAAGAACGAU